This is a messenger RNA of Histoplasma capsulatum G186AR, 2461 nucleotides long. RefSeq lists its product as uncharacterized. The record is from RefSeq and is a predicted model, not a curated record. Lineage: Eukaryota; Fungi; Ascomycota; Eurotiomycetes; Onygenales; Ajellomycetaceae. The coding region runs from base 1 to 2358 and encodes 785 amino acids. The transcript has 3 exons.
AUGUUCAACAUUUUAACCACAGUAUUGAUGGACACAUUAACCACGCCGAAAGUUGUUCCAGUCCGAAAAAUUAACCACGUUCAUGUUUUAAUAAACCACGUUCAACUUGGCUGGACAUUGAGCCCAAGCCAAUCACGGUUAGGCCUGCGCCAAGAUCCUGGGCACGUGUGUCAUCCUGUGCAUUCGUCACCCUUCUGCACGCCAGGCUGCCACUUACUACUUUGGGGGAAUCCCAGCGCCGUUUUACCGCUGAACGGGGCCUUCGACUGCUUCCGAAAUUCUUCCUCUUCUCCUCUGGCACCUCCGCGAAAAAAAGGCAGAAAAAAGUAUCAUCUCUUCGUCGCGCAAGCUAGCAUUAAUCUUGGAAUCAGUCCUCUCGCGCGCUCCCGUUCACAGGCGGCAUCACCCGUCAUUCUCUGCCCACCGGCCUGCCUUCUCAAAAAUGCCAUUGCUAUCCAACUGAAUGCUGCUGCCUUCUGCGUUAUGCAUGUCCGCACCGGGAUGCGAACGCAACGGCUAGUCGUCCUUCUGGCGAUUGUCUGCCUCGUAGGGCUUUCAUUGUCGCUCCUGGGGCAUCCAGCUGCAGCUGUGAAAAGUGGAAACAAGGGGAAGAUCUUAACAAACAACCGUUUCGAACCUGCCAAGCAGCAGGAGCGGCCGCAGCCGCACCAGCACCAGCAACAGCAAAAUAGCCCUCACGAACGUCCUAUUACCGCGGAUGACUUCACAGGGCCAUCCCAUCCAAUCGCCGAGCUGUUCGAUGAUGCGAAUAGAAAAUUCGACGAUGUUCGUGCGCGGCAAUCGAAGACGCUCAAGGAUGCAGUGGAGGAAUACCGCCGCCGCUAUAAGAUGCCUCCCCCACCGAACUUCGACGUGUGGUUCGACUUUGCACAAAAAAGGGACGUGCAGCUGAUUGACGAGUUCGAUACGAUCUAUCAUUCUCUUCUACCGUUUUGGGGACUGCAGCCCAAAUUAAUUCGAGCGAGAGCGAUGGAGGUGAUUGGUUUUGAUAACGGUGUUAUCGCCAUCUUGAUCCGCGACGGCAAGGUUUCAAAAAUAACGGGUGGGGAUGAGGGUGAAACGUGGAAGCGAAAUGCGCUGCAGAAUAUGCUAGAGCCAUUUGUGAAAUUCUUGCCUGAUAUGGAUCUGGCCUUUAACGUCCAUGAUGAACCUCGAGUCGUUGUUCCACACGACGACCUUCAGCGUUUGGUGGUUCGUGCCGUGGAUAACGCUCUGCCGAAGGCUCUUGGAAAUGCUUCACCGAAAAAUUCCUGGUCACCACGGCCCAAGGACAUGAACAAGGGCGACAGGGUCGACGAGGUCAGGAUCACGCAAUUUAAUCGAUAUGCGCACCAGCCCACAUGGAUAGUCUCGCGCAUGUCCUGCCCCGUGGAUAGCCCCGCCCGUAACCUCGACGGAACAGCCGCCGACAAUAUCACCUCUUACUCCUACUCGAAGCUUGGCUUCCUGUCCAACAGCACUGCCUUCUCGGACAUAUGCUUGUCCCCUUCUCUCCAAUAUACAUUUGGGUUUUUCGACCGCCCCAAUGCAUUUAAUGUCGUCCAUGACCUCUUCCCCAUCUUCUCGCAGAGCAAAGUGUCCAGUUUCCAAGAUAUCAUAUACCCAAGCCCGUGGUACUGGGCUCAAAAGGUUCCAUACGAUGCUGCUAAGGAUAUCGAAUGGGAUAAGAAAGAAGAGCAAAUGUACUGGCGCGGGUCAACAACAGGCGGUUUCUCAAGAGCAGGCAGCUGGCGACGACAGCACCGGCAGUUAUUUGUCAAAAGGAUAAAUGGCCUGGAUUCGGCCAAGGUCCUUGAAAGAUCCACCACUCCCAGCGGAAAAAAUGCAUGGGUUCUCAAGGACGUCGCGCGACAAAAAUUCAAAGACAUAUUCAACGUCAAGUUCAGCCAUAUCGGCCAGUGCGACCCGGAGGACUGCAAAGUGCAAGCUGAGUUUUUCGACGUUGUGGAACCUGCUAGUCAGCACGAUGCGUGGAACUACAAGCAUCUUCUCGACAUUGAUGGAAACGCGUUUAGUGGCCGUUACUAUGCGUUCAUGCAAAGUAAUAGCUUGGUAUAUAAGCUUGCGCUUUUCCGCGAGUGGCAUGAUGAGCGACUACGCGCGUGGGUGCAUUAUGUGCCCCUGAGCUUGCGCGGUGAUGAACAUGUAGAAGCUGUACGAUAUCUUGCUAUGGAGAAGGAGGGACAGGAAAUUGCCCAAAAAUUGGCGAACCAGGGGAAGGAGUGGGCGAACUCAGUGUUACGAAACGAUGAUCUUGAGGUUUAUUUUUUUAGGUUGUUAUUGGAAUAUGGGAGAAUUGUGGAUGAUAACAGGGAAAGUAUAGGGUUUUCUCCCUAAAUGUAACUCGAAACGACCAUGAGGGACCUGAAUUUUUUUGGGUCAGAUGGUAAAUUUGUUUAUAUCUACAAGUACAUAAUUUUUGUGAUUUUUGUCAAGCGUC